Fusarium vanettenii 77-13-4 is the source of this 642-nucleotide messenger RNA. RefSeq lists its product as uncharacterized. Bases 1 to 642 code for a protein of 213 amino acids. The record is from RefSeq and is a predicted model, not a curated record. NCBI's taxonomy places the organism in Eukaryota, Fungi, Ascomycota, Sordariomycetes, Hypocreales, Nectriaceae. The transcript has 4 exons.
AUGCCUGGGAGAAAGCCUGCACGCCCGGCAAAGCGAAUGGCUCGGCCCAUGGGAACCACCCGUCUUCGCAAGACCUGGAUCCCAGAAACGGAAACAAGGGGAUCCGACCUUCUGUGGAACGACUGUGACGGAAAGGCUUCGGGGCAUUGGCCUCCUGGACACGAUGUUAUCCAGAAUCACACGCAAGAAGGGAUUGCCAAGACUCCCCGUCAAUCUUGGCCGUCAGAGCGCGGUACAAUGAUUGCAGCAAAUGGCUGGUCUUCGGUUAGUUCUGCCCCGGACGACGAACAGCGAGCCAUCACCUCAUCCCUUCAAUCAAUGUUCCGUCGAGUGUUCAGAGCCUUCUGGCAUUUUCUUCCAGCUUUCUACGAUAAAGCUACCGAAAAGACGAAAACGAACGCAAGACGAUCUGCAUCAGCAUCCUUUCAUGCCGGGUGUUAUAUAGACAUUGCUCUCUACUCUGGUCUGGCACCAGAGAGAGAGUCUCACGCGGUUGCUGGGUCCAAGUCUGGCUCCCGCAAGUGCAUCGUGGCGACCAACAUCGGCGAGAUCAGUGUGACGAUCGUCUACGUCGUGGAAACGGGUCUGGUGAAGCAAGCAGGCUUCAACCCUCGUGUCAGUCUCAACACCCUCCGCAAAUGA